AUGCAGUGGCAGGGGCGGUUUGAUCCUUCUUGGUAUCUCAUCAUCCUCAUCAGUCGCAGCGUGUUGGACCCGGUGAUUGUCGAGUCCUCCGAGACCCGGGCGUUAAAGUCGAAUGCGGCGGCCGGGCCUUUGGACAGCAUGCGUGUGCUUCGCAGGGCCAUAGACGCAGAGAGCGGCACCACUGUGGCGAAUUCGGCCAGGCUCGAGUUGGAUGCUGGUCGAUUCACCAACAUCCACGAGACACAGAUCAUGCGCUACACCAGCGCAAAGGUCAUGGUACAAGCGGGAUCGGGCGAUCGCCUGGUUACAGAACCUGUCGACCUCUCCACAGUCAUCAGCCCACAAAGCAUCACAUUGAAGAGCUUGCUGGACGACUGCGGCACAUUGACCCCCAUACGUUUUGUAUACCGAUGCGAGGGCAUUCUGAGGAAGAUGGAUCCUCAGAGCGGGCGUCUCACGGCGCUCGAGGUUGUGUACUGCGCCCCGUCCACCCGAUAA
Molecule: messenger RNA, 498 nt
Organism: Chaetomium fimeti
Lineage: Eukaryota; Fungi; Ascomycota; Sordariomycetes; Sordariales; Chaetomiaceae
Exons: 1
Coding region: 1-498 (165 amino acids)
Source: RefSeq, a predicted model, not a curated record